AUGGAUGGACCUCCUCCGCCACCUCCGCCGCAUGGCACAAAUCCCCAGACGACUCAUGGGAGCGAAAGGUAUCGGAAAGCAACCGAUCUGCCCGAUGGCAACUAUGACAUCUUCAUCAUUCCUCCCCACUCUGCUGGCUCUGGCUUCAUCUACCUGCCGUCCUUACAAUGCCAUCGGAACAGCUUCAUCGCCGGCUCAUUGUCCACCCUUCUUGCGGUGGUAAUAUGGAUGACAAUCCUUCCCACGGUCAAGAGCUGGUUUGCGACGACUGUAGCUACCGGCGGAAUGGGGAUGAUUGUCCUCAUCAUCGCUGUUGGUGCUGCUGGAUGGUUGUGGGGUGUUUCACAAGCUGAAGGAGGCGGAAGUGGGGGAUCGCGAGGUGGUAGACGUCCCGGUGGUCCUGGCGGUCAUAAUGGCCCUGGUGGCCCUGGUGGCCCUGGCGGACCGGGUGGAUUUGGGCCUGGGUCUCAGUAUAAUGGAGGACAGAAUUUCGGUGGCCAUUUUGCGCAGGGCGGAUCGACCACGGGCGCUCAGUAUUCUGGUAAUCAAUACAACACCGGGACCCCCCCACCUCAAUCACCACCUCCACCUCCACCACCGCAUAAUAACAAUAACAAUAAUAAUCAGGGAACAAACACCAGCAAAGCUGAAAGCGAAUGGGAGAGGGCACGUGAAGAGACAAAGCGGAAGGAAGAAAUUCGACGGAAGAUGGAGGAGUACAAGAGGAAAAGAGAGGCGGAAGAGAUGGAAAGGAAGCGACAGCGAGAGAGGGAAGAACUGGAGAGAAAGUUCAGAGAAGAAAAGGAGAAACUCGAGAAGGAAGCUGCCGAAGCCAGGGAAGCUGCCGAACGGGAGAGGGAGGCUGCUGAACGAGAGCGAGAGGCAAGAGCCAGGGAGAAGGCGGAGAGGGAAGCAGCCGAAAGAGAGGCAAAGGAGAGGGCCGAGAGAGAAGCUGCUGAAAGAGAGGCCGCCGCGAAAGAAGCAGCAAAGAGAGAAGCUGCCGCCAGAUUUGCUGCGGCUAAGGAGGCUGCCGCGAAGAAGUAUGCCGCUGCAAAAGAGGCUGCUGCGAAAGAGGCUGCUGCGAAAGAGGCUGCCGCCAGAGAAGCGGCUGCCAAGGAAGCAGCUGCUAAAGAAGCAGCCGCAAAAGAAGCAGCCGCACAAGAAGCAGCCGCAAAAGAAGCAGCUGCGAAACCAUCUCCCAAAGCUGCCAAUUCAACUCCAUCAACAACACCGCACACUCCCUCUCCCAAGAAGUCUCAGCCCACUACAAGGACUGCUGCAGAGGAGGACGAUGCCUAUUCAUUCCGUCCAUAUGACAGGCCACGUCGGCCAUAUGGUACGUCGGCCUCUUCCAUCUACUCAGAGUCUUCAUAUGCACCUUCGCAGUCGACUGCGCGGACGACACCCCCGCCAUCGACUCGGGAACCGUACUUCACAAAGGAUCCCGAGAAGGUUAUUAUCAAGGGGGUGUAUUUGUUCAAUUCUGCAUCCACAAAGGCUCCGAUUGCCAAACUCGUGUCAGGACAAGGCACCGUCACUGAUGGCCUGGUCAUGCGUAUCACGACUGAGGGAUUGUUUGUUGAUGAUGACGUGCGGGGGGUUGCUGAACGUGAAUGGGAUGUGAAAGCGUGGACAAUGAAACUAAUUGAGAGACGUGUCCCAAUGCAGACGGCUGAAAUGCGAGGCCUACAAGUUGUCCGGGCCAGCAUCCGAGACCAAGAGGGCAAGAGAUAUGUCUUCAUACUGCAAGAUUCCGAGAGUUGGAAGUUCCCCGAUGCACAUGAUAGGCGCUGA
This is a messenger RNA of Rasamsonia emersonii CBS 393.64, 1794 nucleotides long. RefSeq lists its product as uncharacterized. Lineage: Eukaryota; Fungi; Ascomycota; Eurotiomycetes; Eurotiales; Trichocomaceae. Bases 1 to 1794 code for a protein of 597 amino acids. The transcript is spliced from 3 exons. Gene Ontology annotation, biological process: actin filament polymerization. Gene Ontology annotation, cellular component: cytoplasm; actin filament. The record is from RefSeq and is a predicted model, not a curated record. Gene Ontology annotation, molecular function: microtubule binding; actin binding.